GAGAGCCGACACAAAGAAGGAGUGAGGGAGCGAGAGGACAAGAAAAGAGGACGAGAACAAGCGCUGAAGAAUGUACGAGGAUACGAGCAGCGCCGGCUCUUCUGCCUCGAGGAAGGGUGACCAAGUGGAGCUCGUAACCAAGUUCCUGGCGCCACUGUGCGCGCGCGAUGAGGCAGCCCGAAAUGUUGCCCUGGCCGCCGUGCGUACCACCGUCGAGAGCUGGCUUGGAGGCGUUGGCAGUCCCAACAAUAACCACUGGGACGCGGACUCGCAAAAUCUUCUAAAUGGGAACCUCGGAUGCCGGUCGCAGCCGCGAGACAGUGAAGGCUUUUAUUCGCGCAGCGUUGGCGCGGCUACGAUAUUCGCACGGAAACCGAGCCCGGACAGCGUUGACUGCGUCGAUGGCAAACCCAACGAGCCCGAGUGUAAUUGCACGCCGAGCCAUAGGCUCCGGGAGUUCGAGGGACGUUUGGGCUCGAGCAGCGACAGCGAACGCCGACUGUUCGCCUCCUGCGAGGGUCUGAACGAGGAGCGCGGCCCUAGACAUCAGAUCAGAAUCAAAAGCGGUCGCCAGAAGCUCUUCGACGAGGACGAUGAGCUUGAUGCGGAUACGCGCGUGUACGGCAAGAGCCCCAAGUUUGAUGAUGACUUUGGUAACGUUGAGCUGCGCAGUCGGAAGUUUCGCGAGAGUAGCGAGGACCUGCUAUACGGGACGUCCCUGGAUGCGGAAAGGGUCGUAUUUAAUACCCUCGACGGCUUUCUUAACGAGGAGGCUGCCGGCGGCGAGAAAAGACCGCCUGGUAGCAGCGGACAGGCCAAGAGAUUCAUGUCGAAAAACGAGGACGUGCCCUGGAAGAGUGCCGAGGGAGGACUUCUUGACAGCCCAACUGAGGUCGUAACGCCCGGGGACGUCGGCAGAAUGCUGAAUCUGGGAAACGCACUGGAUGGACCGCGUCAGGCCCAGGCUAAUAAGUACCUUAGCCUGGUCAGUCUACAUUUGCCAGUGAUACUUAGGCUGAGCGUCAACUGUCCCUUCCAGAACGUCAGGAUCAAGUGUACGGAAAUCAUGCAGAUGAUCAAGGACCGAGGACUACCAGUACCCGAGCCUGCAUUCGAUGGACCUAGUGCUUUCGUACCAGUUUCCGAACUACCGGACCUAAAUAGUCUCGAUGAAAAGACACACAUGCUGCUGAUGGAUGCAUUCUUACAAAACAACAGGCUGGACCAUGUAUCCCGGGUAAUGUCCUCGCAUCCGACUUACCUAGAGCACUUUUUACGCACCCAGAAUUUCAUAUUGCGGGCCGACGGUCCGCUUCCGUAUGAUUAUCGACAUCUUAUCGCCAUCAUGGCCGCAGGUAGACAUCAAUGCAGUUACCUGAUAAACUUGCAAAAGUCAGAGUUUCUCCAUCAAGGAGGACACGAAUCGUGGUUACAAGGUUUGAGAUCUAUACCAAGCAAACUACAGGAUCUGUACGAAAUCAACAAGAUUCUGGCACACAGACCCUGGCUUUUAAACAAAACACACAUUGAGAAACUGACAAAAGGAGCGGAUAACUGGUCGUUAGCAGAGGUUGUACAUGCGAUAGUACUGUUGGCUCAUUUUCACUCUCUCUCGUCCUUUGUCUUCUCUUGCGGUAUCAACGAGGAGCUGGAUAACGUAAUGGGGCACAAUUACAAGGAGAACAUCCAAGCGAACAGCAAUAUCCCCAAGCCGACGACGGACAAGCUCUUGAGCAGCCCCAAACAGAUUCCCAACGGCAUCGGCAAAACUGAUAAAAUACCUUCGCCGCCUUCAUCUCCGAGUAUCGUGGGCGAGCAGGAGGUUGGAGUAGAGACGCUGAUGGAGCGCAUGAAGCGUCUCUCAGAGAAGUCGGAGUCGUAUCAGAUUACCCAGGAGGAGCUGUCGAAGCGGUUCGAGACAGUGGAGACGCAGUCCGCGGAACUGGCGGCAGCGCCCCAGCGUAUCAGCUCGAUCCUCGAUUCCGACAUCGGCCUCUUCAUCGAAGAUCCAGCUUUCAUUUAUCAGGACUUUGCCAAGCGCGGCCAGUUAAACGACAUCCCGACGUUCCGUGUGCAGGACUAUUCCUGGGACGAUCACGGUUACUCACUGGUUAAUAGGCUUUACAACGACGUUGGCAAUCUACUCGACGAUAAAUUCAAGACUGCCUACAACCUCACGUAUUACACCAUGGGCACACACAGCAAAGUCGAUACGUCGCGCUUCAGGCGGGCCAUCUGGAAUUACAUUCAGUGUAUGUUCGGUAUUAGACACGAUGAUUAUGACUACAACGAGGUUAAUCAGCUACUCGAACGCAGCCUCAAGACUUUCAUCAAAAGUGCUGUCUGCUAUCCGGAGCGCGUCACGAAAAGGGAUUACGACCGCGUGAUGCGCGAGUUCAAGCACAGCGAGAAGGUUCACGUUAAUCUAAUGAUCCUUGAAGCUCGUAUGCAAGCCGAAUUGUUGUACGCAUUGCGCGCAGUGAUGCGCUACAUGACCUAACUAUCCAAGAGUCAGUUAAGUGUGCAAGAUUUUUUUCACGGGCCUGACACCCACUCAUGGGAGUUAUAAAGAGGCUAGUAAAACGCGAAUAUACACGAGUCUACUGUCUGGUUACAGAAGGAGGCAUGAUUAUUAAAUUUAUCACAUUGUUUGAGAGAAAUGAAUGUAGCGUAACAGAUAAAUUUCCUUGCAAGUGUAGCGCGUAAAAGACUUCGUGAAAGCUAAAAUUCUAUAAGCCUUUAAAUUUUGUUUUGUAUGAAUGAAUGAUACAAAGUGCUUGCGUGAUAAUUAGAGAGGU
This is a messenger RNA of Ceratosolen solmsi marchali, 2798 nucleotides long. RefSeq names its product sestrin-3-like. The coding region runs from base 71 to 2500 and encodes 809 amino acids. The transcript is spliced from 9 exons. The record is from RefSeq and is a predicted model, not a curated record. Gene Ontology annotation, molecular function: oxidoreductase activity, acting on peroxide as acceptor; L-leucine binding. NCBI's taxonomy places the organism in Eukaryota, Metazoa, Arthropoda, Insecta, Hymenoptera, Agaonidae. Gene Ontology annotation, biological process: negative regulation of TORC1 signaling; cellular response to leucine starvation; positive regulation of macroautophagy. Gene Ontology annotation, cellular component: nucleus.